This is a messenger RNA of Thecamonas trahens ATCC 50062, 411 nucleotides long. RefSeq lists its product as uncharacterized. The transcript has 2 exons. Bases 52 to 411 code for a protein of 119 amino acids. The record is from RefSeq and is a predicted model, not a curated record. NCBI's taxonomy places the organism in Eukaryota, Apusomonadida, Apusomonadidae.
UUGGUUGCCUCAGCUUUGUCGCUCGUCGCUGCGAGCGCUCCUGAGCAGCCGAUGCCCAUUCAUGUCCGAUCGUUUGGCCUUGCUGCUGCUGUGGCUGCUGCUGCUCUAUUCGCUACAGCAGUUGGCAUUGGCCUCUUUCUUGCCCUCGGCGUCUACUCGAUCUCGACUAUCACCCACGCCGCCGCAGGCUCGUCGUUUCGUGACGGGUUCUGGGUGGCGGUUGUGGGCAUGGCAAGCACUGCCAUCGCCCGUCGCGCCCGCGGACCGACUCCGCCACUCGCCCUCUUCUCGCCCCAUCGCCCGGGUCACCAGCUCAAAGUCCAGGACGUCGCCGCCCAGGAAAGCUCUGACAUCCAGCCCGCGCCGAGCUCACCACUCCUACGACUUGACAGUUCGAGAUGGGCCCCCUGA